Molecule: messenger RNA, 2639 nt
Organism: Pyrus x bretschneideri (Chinese white pear)
Lineage: Eukaryota; Viridiplantae; Streptophyta; Magnoliopsida; Rosales; Rosaceae
Product: probable glycosyltransferase At3g07620
Exons: 5
Coding region: 176-2167 (663 amino acids)
Molecular function (GO): glycosyltransferase activity
Source: RefSeq, a predicted model, not a curated record
UAGCUGUACCCUGCCGUUUCCACUUCCAGCGUGGAGUAUUCUGAGAUUAUAAUAAUUUGGCCAAGCAGUAGCACAAGCAGAAGCAGCAGCGGUUUUAGUUGACCGAAGGCUACAGAGAUCUCUUCUGAAGUCGGAGCUCCCCCAUUCAUUCAAGCUGUUGUGCAUUUUGUAUGAUAUGGAUACUGCUGCUGCUCGAACCCAGAGAUUUUGGAACAUUCGAAUCCGGAGACUGCUGUUAAUAAUCGGCGGGGCGGUUGCCAUUGUAGUUGUAUCCCAGUGUUUAGAGCUUCCCUACGACACAACUUUUUUCUUUUUCCCUGCUGAUAUUGGUUCAAUUUCAACAGCCACAAUGUAUGCCAAUGUUAGUAGCUCAAACAUGUCAAAGUCUGGCAAGUUUAGUGUUGGUGGUGUAGAAGGCCUAGUGGGUAAUGACACUGAAGUUUCCGAUUCGGAUGAAGAAUCUAGGCAUGGGAAUGAUACGAGACAACAGACCUGGGUGUAUGGAUUAGCACUAGGUAAUGACAGCAGUUUGACUGGGGAGUCCAUGUUAGAGAAUAAUGUAACACUUGGAAAGAGUUAUCCCGUGGGAACGGGUGGAAAUGAAGAUGGAGUUUUUAUCCAGGGAAAGACUCAAGAUUUUAAAACUGGUUACUUACAGACAGCUAAUGAAUCAGCUGACAGUUACAGGGAAGACAACGAGCCUGGAAUCAGCUUAGGUUUUAAGGUUAAUGAAGUUAGAAAUGAAGUUGGUCUUGUGCCAGUUGUAUCACAAAAAAGCUCUACAAAGAGUCUGGAAAACUUGAAUGUAGAUUCAAAUGGCAAUGUCGAACAAAAUAUAGAAACCCAAAUUGAUCACCAGAAGAUUGAGCUACGGCAACCUGUUUCAGUCACCUUGGAUGAUAAUUCUACAAUGACUGAUAUAUCUGUACUAAGGAAGUGGAACCGACGACCAACAUCAAUAUCACAGAUGAACUCAUUAUUGCUUCAAAGUUCUGUUUCUUCUCGUUCAAUGCAACUGCGGAGGUACUCAGCACGUGAUCGUGAACUACAAUCUGCAAAACUGGAGAUUGAGAAUGCUCCCAUCAUAAGGGACAAUGCAGGACUUAGUGCUUUUGUUUUCCGAAAUCUCUCCAAAUUUAUAAGGAGUUAUGACUUGAUGGAGCACAUGCUCAAAGUUUACAUCUACAGGGAAGGUGAAAAGCCGGUAUUCCAUCAGCCUUUGAUGAGAGGAAUCUAUGCGUCAGAAGGAUGGUUUAUGAAACUAAUUGAAGGAAAUAAAAAAUUUGUUGUGAGGGACCCCAAGAAAGCUCAUUUAUUCUAUUUACCCUUCGAUUCACAUAUGCUAAGGUUGACUAUUCCUAGACACUCUAUCCAUCGUAAGAGUAAGACGGUCCUAGAAGAAGUUUUGAAGAGCUACGUUGGGUUAAUUUCUAGAAAAUAUCCUUUCUGGAACAGAACGAAAGGGGCAGAUCAUUUUCUUGUCGCUUGUCAUGACUGGGCCCCCAAGCUCACAAAACAGUGCAUGAAGAAUUGCAUCAGGUCUCUUUGCAACGCUCAUGUUGAUAGAGAAUUCGAAAUUGGCAAGGACACCAGUCUACCUGUGACAUAUAUACGUUCCGUGGAGAAUCCUCUUCAGGAUCUUGGGGGAAAACCUGCUUCAGAAAGAUCUAUCCUGGCCUUCUUUGCCGGGGGCUUGCAUGGCUAUCUCCGACCAAUCCUGCUACACUACUGGGCAAACAAAGAACCCGACAUGAAAAUCUUUGGCCCAAUGCCGCAUGAUAUUGAAGGCAAAAGAAUGUAUAGGGAAUACAUGAAGAGCAGCAAGUAUUGCAUAUGUGCCAGGGGUUACGAGGUCCACACACCUCGAAUAGUUGAGGCCAUAUUCUACAAGUGCGUGCCAGUCAUCAUAUCGGACAGUUACAUGCCUCCUUUCUUUGAAGUAUUUAAUUGGGAGGCAUUUGCAGUUUUCAUACAAGAGAGGGACAUCCCCAAUUUGAGAAACAUUCUGCUCUCAAUCCCGGAAGAGAAGUACCUUACAAUGAUGUCGAGAAUAAAGAUGGUGCAACAACAUUUCUUCUGGCACAAGAAGCCAAAGAAGUACGACUUAUUUCAUAUGGUACUUCAUUCAGUCUGGUACAACAGAAUUCUUCAGUUAAAAACCAGAUGAAGAUGGGAGUCUCUUCAGGUUGUUUGAUACUAAAAAAGAAGACUGGUGAGUGCAGAUUAAAAGGUUUCUGUAAAAAAGCAGCAAAGAAAGAGAUACACAGAAACCACACUGACUCUACUGAAUCUUUUGCCACUGAAAUUGAAUUUGAAGCUGACUGAGGGAUUCGUUCAAGUACAAGGAAAUGGUCGUCGGAUUGUCAUUUAUGUUGUGUCCACCUGGCCAAGACAACACGGCUGCGAUGCUAUUCACCCUGCCGGAGAGGGAUCCUGCUCAAGGCUUCCUUUAUUAUCUGUAAAUGGGGUGAAUUCAGUCGUGUACUCGACAAUUUCAACUCCGAUAGCAAGGACGUGUGUAAAUGACCAAUGGUUAGGGCCGGCCUAAUCAAAUCUCUAAGGCCGGCCCGGCCAGCGACAUCAUAAUAUUCACCUAAGGAAAACAAUAAUCUCUUGAUCGAAAGUUUUUAUUUCUGGUA